AUGUUGAAGGAAGACAUAGCCCAUAUGAAAUAUAGUGGGAGCAAUAUAAAUGAUUUAAAAGUAAACAAAUGGGUGGCAUUGUCUUUAUAUUCCCUGGUUGCAUCAGUUGCUACAUUUGUACAUGCAGGAUUUAGUGGGUGGCAACCAAUCAUAUAUAAAACUGGAGCUUUUAGUGAGUUAUGUGGUCCUAAUGAUGAUGUUCAAACAUUUCGUGUAGAUGAUAAGAUUUCAUAUACAACAUGUGGAAACAGAGAUGCAGCUGUAAAUAAUUUAUUUACCCUAUCAUUCUUUGUUCAUUUUUUUUUAUCAUCUGUUAGUGGUUAUGUAUUAGAUACUUUUGGAGAAAAAGUAUGUUUCUUGUGUGGACAGAUAAUAUUAACAAUAGCCUUUUUGAUUUUAACCAUUUUAAAAUUUUCCUAUGUUUGGUACUUAUUUUUUCUAUUAUUGGGUGUAUCAGCAGAUUUAUCUUUUAUUCCUCUUUUAAAAAUAUCGAAAUAUUUCCCAGGUCAAGAAUCGCUAAUUUUUGGUAUUUUGGGUUCAGCGAGAUCUACUGGUUUUGCUAUUGGUUUACUUUUAAAGAUUGGCUUUUUUUAUACAUUUAAUUUUAAAGAAGAUGAAUUUUAUAUAUUAUGCAUUUUUUAUAUGUGUACAUGUAUUUUAUAUUCAUUUCUUGUGGGUAUAUUUAUUGUUCCAAGUAAAAGCGGUAAUAUGUUAUCACCUAUAAAUAGUGAAGGGGGCACCGGAUCAUCUAGUACUGAUAAAAAACAUAACCUAGCUAUCAUAAAUGAAAUGGAUAAUAUAGAAAGUGGAAAGAAGAAACAUCAUAAUAAGAAGAAUAAGAAUAAUAAAAAUAAGAAUAAUAACAGUAACAGUAAGAAUAACAACAAGAAUAACAACAAUAAUAACAAUAACAGUAACAAUGAUAAGACCUCCUUUUGGGAAAAUAUUAAAACAUUAUGGAGUCAUCCGCAAAAAUGGGAAUACCUUAUUACAGUUUUUAUAUGCAGUUCCAGUAUGAUCAGAUUUGAUUAUUUUAUAAAAACAAAUAGAUCUUUUUUUGUAGGGAAUAAUUAUGACUAUACAACUUUAUUUUCCUUAUCUACAGUUUUAUCAUUUAUACCUACGCCCUUUUUUGGAUAUCUAGCUGGAAAGUUGGGAUCCAUAUAUAGUAUAAUAGUAAAUAAUAUAUUUAUACUAUUAACAUAUAUUUUUAUACUAUUUGAUAGCGUAUUUUUCAGAAUGUUAGCCAUGUUUACCUUUUUCCUUUUUAUUUCUUUCGCCUUCUCAUGCUUUUAUUGCUAUGUGGAUGAAAAAUAUUCAAAGGAACAUUUUGGAAAAUUGUGUGGAAUUAUGUUUGCAUUUAGUGCACUUUGUUUAAUUCUCAAUUUCUACCUGACCUAUUUAACAAAUGUGGUCUAUGAGAACUUAGGAGAAAAGAAAUAUUUCCCAGUAGCAUAUGGAAUGAAUGCUCUUGGUGUUGUUACCUUACUUGGUUGUUUAUAUUUAAAAGUUACAGAAAAGUAA
Molecule: messenger RNA, 1524 nt
Organism: Plasmodium malariae
Lineage: Eukaryota; Apicomplexa; Aconoidasida; Haemosporida; Plasmodiidae
Gene: MFR4
Product: major facilitator superfamily-related transporter, putative
Exons: 1
Coding region: 1-1524 (507 amino acids)
Biological process (GO): transmembrane transport
Molecular function (GO): transmembrane transporter activity
Source: RefSeq, a predicted model, not a curated record